UUCCUUGGAAUCUUCAGGCAUGAGAGGGUUACCCACAUUUCUGCUGGUGCUGCUGCUGCUGUCCUCCUCCUGCGCCUUGUACGGCAAAGGAGGAGGAAGAGGAAGACAAGGAGGAGGAAAAGGAAGAGGAGGAGGACCUUUCACUAACAUUGUACCUGGAGUGCUGAUAGGAAGAGGAAGCUACAGUGGAGGUGGAGGAGGAGGAGGAGGAGGAAGAGGAGGAAGAAGGGGAGGAGGACAUGGUGGAGAUUAUGGUGGAGGAGGUGGAGGACAUAGAGUAGGAGGAGGAGCAGUAGUAGGAAGUGGAUACAAUGGAGGAGGUGGUGGAGGAGGGCACAGAGAAGGAGUUGGAGUGCAAAGUGGAAGAGGAGGAGGUUAUGGUGGAGGACACAGUGGAGUUGGAAUACAAGGUGGAGGAGGAGAAGGAUACAAUGGAGCUUUUGGAAGUGGAGGAAAUCGAUUCUCUGGAGGUUCAUCCACUGGUUCAUUCGGAGGAGGAGGAAGUGGAGGAAGAGGUGGAAGUGGAAGCUAUUCUGGAGGUUCCUUUACUGGUUCGAAAACUGCUUCAUUCGGUUCAUCUCACGGUGGUCUAAGUGGUUCAUCAGGAAGUGGAGGUUACACAAGUGGUUCUCAAGGUGGAUUAUCAGGUGGAAGUAGCCAUUUCUCUAGUGGUUCGACACUUGGUUCACUUGCUGGUUCUUCAGGUUCCUUUGGUUCGAAUGGCGGUUCAUAUAGCGGUUCUGGAUUUGGUCACUCAUUUGGUACUUCCGGUGGUUCUAAAGCCGGUUCAUUUAGUGGAUUUGGUGGUUCUAAAGGCAGUUCAUUUAGUGGUUCAAGUGGAUUUAGUGAUUCAAAAAGUGGAGCUGGUCAUUCUUCAGGGUUCCAUGGUUCCAAAGGUGGUUCUCAAAGUGGUUCUGGUGGAGGCUACUCAGGAGGAUCACACGGUUCAUCUUCUGGUUCAUUUUUCGGUUCAUCUGGUGGUUCUAAAGGUGGCACGGGAGCAGGACAUUCAUUUGGUUCCUUCAGUGGUUCUAAAGGUGGUUCUUUUAGUGGUUCUGAUGGAUUUAGUGGUUCCAAGGGUGGUUCAUUGAAUAGUGGUGGUUCUAUUGGUGGUUCUUUUAGCGGUUCUGGUGGUGGGUAUUCAAGUGGUUCUCAAGGUUCAUCUACUGGUUCGUUUGGCGGUUCAUUUCAUGGUUCAAAUGGUGGUUCCUUCAGUGGUUCAAAGAGCAGUCACUCAUCUGGUUCAUUUGGUGGUUCGAGAAGUGGUUCAUUCUCCGGUUCGCAUAAUGGAGGGUCUGGUUCAAGUUACCUUCCUCCUGUGGGUUAUUAGGGAACGAUUCACCUCUCCCUCUCUCUCUCUCUCUCUCCUCUCUCCCCUCCUCCCUCUCUCCUUCCCUCCCUCCCUUCUAAGUUUCCCACACUCCUUCAUUGAAAUAAAAGUGGGAAGGAAGAAAGUGUGUCAAGGAAGAACAGGUGAUAAAAGAAUGUAAAGAAGGAAAAGGAAAAGCAGGAAAAAAAGAAGAAAUUGGAUCAUAUGUCCUUCCUCUUCCUUCCUUCCUUCCUUUCUCUUUCUUCUCCCUCAGCCAUGUCCUUCAGAAAUAUGAAUAGUAGAUAGAGAGAUAAAAAGAAAAUAAGGAAGAGGGAUGGAGAGAAACAUAAAGUGGAAGAGGAAACUAGAGAGGAACGAAUGAAGAAUAAGAUAAAAAAAAAGACAAGGCAAUAAAAGAGAUGAAUGUAUAGAUGGAGAAAAGAUGAACGAUAAAAGCUCAAAAGUAGAACGAAUGAUGAA
Messenger RNA from Portunus trituberculatus (swimming crab), 1789 nucleotides. Its product is annotated as loricrin-like. Lineage: Eukaryota; Metazoa; Arthropoda; Malacostraca; Decapoda; Portunidae. The record is from RefSeq and is a predicted model, not a curated record. Bases 20 to 1330 code for a protein of 436 amino acids. The transcript is spliced from 3 exons.